UGCCGUGAGAGAUCUGAAAAUAAGUGCCAAGUGAUGCCUCAAGCACGAGCUCUUGAAGUUGGAUGCGUAUGCUUUCUUUCCUACAGAGCCCAGAAGACAGAGGUUGGAGAUCUGAUUGCCUGUAAUUGAACAUGGCAGGAGAUGUGAAAAGAUUCACACGCAUGCUACUGGAAUGCAACAGCAAUGACAAGCUGUGUGUUGUGCGUGAAUAUCAGACUGAAGUGAUUGUUGUCCCAGCUCUCCUUGUGGGUUUUUUUGUCAUUCUGCUAACUGUGAUCCUUUGGCUGCAUUGCCGAGGCUUGCGAACAAGAACAAAGCAGGAGGAAUCAUCAUCAUCUGGACAAGAAGACAACAAGAACAAGAACCAGCAGGAAUCCAGUUCACAAGAGAACCACUGUAUUCAGCUGAAUGAGAUAUCUACGGAGAUCCUGCUAAGUUCUGCAUCCUUCACGCUGAAAGAUCUGCAGAUACCACGAGAAAAACUCUCACUAGGCAGUCUGCAGAUAGUAAAACAUGACCGCAAUGGGAGCAUCUACAGAGCAAAAUUGGAAACUGGGAACUCGGGGAAGACUAAGAGUGUCAUAUUGAAAGCCUUACAAGACCUGGUUAGUCCCCAGGAAGUAAAGGAUUUCCUGGGAAGGAUUAAAUUCCAUCAAAAUCUUGGCUAUCAUAAGAACCUGGUUGAAUUGGUUGGAUGCUGUAUAGAUCGAUUCCCACUUUAUAUGGUAAUGGAAGAUGUAUCUCUUGGUGAUCUACUGAAGUUUCUAUGGACAUGUCGUAAGGAUGUAAUGACAGUGGAUGGUAUCCCCUACGACCUCACUGAAAGGCAAGUAUACAAAGUUGGACAACAAGUUGCAGCAGCUCUGGCUUACCUUGAACAGAAGAACUUGUUCCAUGGUGACAUCGCUGCCAGGAAUGUCCUACUUCAGCACAACUUCACUGCCAAGCUCUGUGGAUUUGGGCUGGCCUAUAAAGCUCAUACAUAUGGUGCCAGCUCAGUCACAGAAAUGGUGCCAGUAAAGUGGCAGGCACCAGAGCGGCUUCUAAAGAACCCCCCGAGCAUCAUGGCAGACAUCUGGUCUUUUGGAAUUCUACUGUAUGAAAUGAUUACAUUAGGUGAUCCACCAUAUCCUGAGGUACGACCUUCUGACAUCUUGCCAUACCUGCAGAGACGAAACAUUAUGAAACAGCCCUCAAGCUGCCAGCAAGCCAUGUACAGCAUCAUGAAGUCUUGUUGGCAGUGGAAUGCAACUGACAGGCCUUCUCCAUCAGACCUGAUCCAGAGCCUACAAACAGCUAUGAAGACCAGCAAUGACCAGAGAGUUCUGCAGGUUCCUGAGCUAGUGGAGCCUGAACUCUAUGCUGAUGUCACUGGUGUUGCAAUGGACAGUCUAGUGAGAGACUAUACUGUACUUUGAAGGACUCUUUCUCAUAUUAGUAAAAGAGAGGUCUCUGUAUUGCCUAUUCAACACACUUGGCAAACUCAGAAUGAGGUGUUUAUGUAUAUACUUCAGAUCUGUCCUCCACACUUGAAAUAAUGAACCAGUAGUAGCAGUACUUUUAAAUCACCCUGAUACCAUUUUGAUAGUGGUCAUUUCAAAGCAAAAUGAAUUUAGGAAGCUAUAGAAAAUAUAAUGAGAAAUUUGAGUUUAGGUUUUUUGAAAUCUCUAUCCACUUUUCUUUCCCAUGAAACUGCAUCGCUUGAGUAUUCAGAAGAGGAGGUGUCCUGAGGAAUACGCUCUUGGUCACAAUCUUACUGGAAAAAGUGGACAGAGUAGGUAACAGAAAUGAAUGGUUUCCUGUCCUGUCAACAGUUUACAGGCUGGUUCAGCCCUGUUCUGUGACUAGUGGGCUGAGGGUACCCACAGACCCACGUCCUGGAAAAGGGAAAAAGGUAGGGAGGUGGGCCUAAAAACAAAACAGCAACAAUGAUCUGAGGAGAAACAAAC
Messenger RNA from Phasianus colchicus (ring-necked pheasant), 1949 nucleotides. It is a transcript of the gene STYK1, whose product is annotated as STY kinase 1. Gene Ontology annotation, cellular component: plasma membrane; signaling receptor complex. Lineage: Eukaryota; Metazoa; Chordata; Aves; Galliformes; Phasianidae. The record is from RefSeq and is a predicted model, not a curated record. Gene Ontology annotation, biological process: multicellular organism development; cell surface receptor protein tyrosine kinase signaling pathway; positive regulation of kinase activity. Gene Ontology annotation, molecular function: transmembrane receptor protein tyrosine kinase activity; ATP binding.